Rattus norvegicus (Norway rat) is the source of this 3455-nucleotide messenger RNA. It is a transcript of the gene Znf431l4, whose product is annotated as zinc finger protein 431 like 4. Lineage: Eukaryota; Metazoa; Chordata; Mammalia; Rodentia; Muridae. Gene Ontology annotation, biological process: regulation of DNA-templated transcription. The record is from RefSeq and is a predicted model, not a curated record. Gene Ontology annotation, cellular component: nucleus.
GGGGAGGGCACUUCCGGUCCACCAGGCUGGAGGCCAAGAUAGAGUGCUGAAGACAGGGCUCUUGGUCUUGUGAGUUACACUGCUACCCGCUGGCGGAAGCUGAAAGGAUAGUGGGGAGAGCUCUGAAUUCGCGUCAUGGAUCCAGUAACCUAUGAUGAUGUGCAUGUGAACUUUACUCAUGAGGAAUGGGCUUUGCUAGAUCCUUCCCAGAAGAAUCUCUACAAAGAUGUGAUGCUGGAAACCUACUUGAACCUCUGUGGUAUAGGGUGUAAAUGGGAAGACUGCAACAUUGAAGAACAUUGUCAAAGUUCUGGAAGACAUGAAAGCAUCUCAGCCCAGGGAAAGGAGCCACACACAGUGAGCAGGUCUUCGAAGCUCAACGGCUUAUCCAGAAUGUCCAGGCGUUGGGGUGACAAUCCAGCUCUUAGUGCCUCUACAGUCGUGGACAUGCUAACAUCUUCAGGCCUUCGUGUUCCUGGCUACAAAAUGGGGACGAUAAUCCUGAAGGAGUGGUUUCAAAGGUGAUUUUAUUCUUUAUAGAAAUUGCAAGAACACAGGGCUGGGUUAAGAUGCAUCUGAUUUCAAUGUAAGUGCCAAUUGCUUGCUUUUCUUGCAUGUCAGUGUUCUCUUCUAACAAAGAGAAACAAUCCACUAAGACGCUCUUGGCUCUAAAAGCUAUAGCACCUUGUUUUCAUACAACAUAUAUGUUGUUGUAAAAAUAUAAAAAUAAAAAAAUGACGGGUCUUUUACUCGCUAGGUCCUCACAGCGGUGCCCAAGAUAUCUGCUAAAUAUCUUGGUGGAAACACAUCCCCACUCCUCGGCGAUCCAGUGUCUCUUGCACCACACACUUUCCUACACUCAAACCUUCACAUAAAAGAACACACAACACAAUAAUCUUUGACCCAAUUGGUAAGAUAUAAUUGCCCACUUAAACAUACAAAGCCCGGUACCAUCCAUCCCUUAGGAACAUUGAUAACAACCUGUAAAUACACAGAGCAGAAUCUUAACAUCACCUGCCAUGGCUUCUCCCCUCUCUCUCCUCCCUCCUGUCUCUCCUUUCUCUCCUAGUCUCCUCCUCUUCCUUCAAACUUCUCUCCCGCAUCCUUCCUUCUCCUCCAAUGACAGGCCUCCUUCUAUCCUGUACUUGCCCCUCACCUGUACUUUACAAAUUCAGUGGGGAGGAGGUUCUGGUGAAGUCACCUGAUUCCUGAAUAGUGACUAGGCAGCUGUCCUUGGGGCAGUGGAAUUAGCAUCAAAAUACAGAUAGCUUCAGGGCAAACCACAACACAUAUAAGUAUGUCAUUCAUUUAAUAUAAAAUGUGAGAACCAAUAUGCACAUUGUGUUAAAGACAGGCUCUUACACUAUAAUUCAAACUUGCCUGGAACUCUUGGCAAUUCUUUGCUGUAGCUUCCCAAGUGAUGGAAUUGCAGACGUGAUUCACCAGGCCUGGCUCACAGUUUUGCACAUGCAUACAUGACGUGUAAAAUAUAUUACUUUAAAAUGCAUACUCAUAUGAAUAUUAAAAUACAUAGGAAUGCAUACAUAUUGUAUAAUUUGUCGAUGAUAAAUGCAUGUAUAUUUUAUCCUUUGUUUAUAUGUAAAUAUAUUUCAUUUUUUAGAUUUUUUUUACCACAGAAUAUUAAGGAUAUUUAGAAAUCAGUAUUGAGGCUGGAGGAAUGGUUUAGUAUUUCACAAUAUAUGCUGCCCUGGCAGAGCCUGGAAACAGGUUUCUGGCUCUCCUGUCCAAUGGAGCCAAUGAUCUCUUGCCUGCAUAGAGUGCACUAGUGCACACAAACUCAGGCAAACACAACCUACACACUAACAUAAUAAAUGAACGAAUGAAUAGGUAAAUAUCUUAAAAGCUCAAUAUCCUGCUCUGAUUUAAAAAGUUAAAAAUAUUUUAUUGGGUAUCAUUUAAUACUGAAAUGUCAUAUUUCAGUAGAAUCCAAAGGUCUGAUUUCUAUUUUGGUCUUACAACACUCUGACCAAAUGACUGCACUACUCUUCUUGGUGUUCUUGUUGCUUCUUUUUCUCUUACCCCAUUUUUCUAUGAUCACCCCCUUCUUUAUUUCAUCUCUGUACACCUAAAGCUUUAAGAUUAUCUUUGAAGCUAAGAGUCCUUAGAACACGACGAUCAGAGAAUAGUUGCUUCCAAAGGAGGAUUCCACACAUUUAUGUCAUUACGUACAGCAAAUGAAACACCCCUUGUACGUAUUUAUUGGUUUCUAUGUUUGUUCAAAAGAUGUCUUUAGAUAGCACAACACAAUAUUUUAUGUUUAAUUUUACAAAUGUUACAUAUCUAGAAAUAGAUGUUUUGUUAAUGCCAUAUAUUUCCUUAUUCUAUCUAAAAAGCCAAAUUUACUGUCAUUCCAUUUUUAUCUUGUUCAUUUAAAUAAAAUACAGAAUGUCUUUUUUAUAUUUUUGGUCAGAAACUAUGGUUAUUAUUACCCUUAAUUACUUAGUUCAGCAGCCUUUAAAUGAAGGCCUUUAAAUGUCAGUGUGAAUGGCGUUUAAAUGAAAACAUCUGGUCUGGGCUGAAACCUGAUUUAUUUAUAUCGAAUCACUGAGCAAAUAAAAAGAUUUUAGUCUUGAAAAGUUUAAAUAUUUCAAAGAGCCACCUCUUUUAUUCACUUUUUUAUGAUUUGAGAACUCAACCCUAAAGUAAGUUGUUUGAAACUAGCUGAUUCUUUGUAAUAGAUUGUUACUGUAGCCACAAUCAAUAAUGUUGAUUUUAAAUACUUGAUUAUAAAAUUUGAAAUGAAGUAUUUAACUGUGUUUGCACAGAAUUUCUUCAGACAUUAAUAGCUAACACUUAAAAUUUCACUUCCUUGUAACAGGAAGUCACCUUACAUAUUUUCAUUGAAAAUGGCAAAAGUAGCUUGGUACUGAAAGGUCAUAGGGCUUGAACAAGACAUGAGAGUGUUUUGGGAGGACAUACUUCACAUAUGGCAACUAAGAGCUCUGCCUAAUGCCAGAACAUAACCGUUAGACAUAUUGACUGUUUUCUGUAGAAUCUGUUUCAACUGCAACAGAUAUAUUGACCCACAUGUACAUGUCCACUUGUCCUUCCAGCUCAUAAAAAGGAGUUGCUUGCUAUCCCGCGUGUCCACUGCAGUAGCUCUGGGCUCGUUUUUCACAUGGCAUCUGGUAGAUCUAGCUUUUCAUUAAAAAAAAAAAAAGUUUAUUAUAAAGUACACUGUCCCUACCUUAAUUAUCCAAAAACAUUAUUAGCACAUGUGUGCUAGAUACAUUGGAGUUUUAAAAAUAUGCACUUAUUCUUAUCUUUAUUAUAUGAGUUGGCUUGCGUAGAAACCCAACUGUAGGUGUGACAGAUUGGUAAAAUUCUACUUUUGUAAAUGACUGAGUUUUAUGGAUAAAAUUGUAUAUUACCUGUGGAUAUUACAUUAGUUAUUACUAAUAUCUUUACCAAUAAAUGAGUAUAAACUUAUAAAA